GCCCUGCAAAGUGUAGCACACACAACUGGAGGCAGAAUACACAGCGGUACAUUGCUGAUAGACAAGUAACGAUGGACCUGACUUCAGCUGUCUCACUGGAAACCUGGGUGCUCCUGGCAAUCAGUUUGAUGCUCUUAUACCUAUUUGGGACUAAAAAACAUGACAUUUUUAAGAAACAGGGAAUUCCUGGACCCAAACCUCUACCAAUUUUAGGGACUCUGCUGAAUUAUUACAAGGGUGUAUGGAAAUUUGAUGUCGAGUGCUACAAAAAGUAUGGAAAAAUAUGGGGGUUGUUUGAUGGUCCAACACCCCUGUUUACUAUCACAGACCCAGACAUGAUCAAGAAUGUACUUGUGAAGGAAUCCUAUUCUGUCUUUACAAACCGACCAGAUAUGGGCCCAGUGGGGAUAAUGAGUAAAGCCGUCUCCAUAUCUAAGGAUGAGGAUUGGAAGAGACUUCGAGCCUUGCUGUCUCCCACCUUCACCAGUGGAAAACUCAAAGAGAUGUUCCCCAUCAUUGAAGAAUAUGGAGAUAUUUUGGUAAAAUACUUGAGAAGAGAGGCAGAGAAAGGCAAGCCUCUCAACAUGAAAGAAGUGUUUGGAGCCUACAGCAUGGAUGUGAUCACGAGCACAGCAUUUGGUGUGAAUGUCGAUUCCCUCAACAACCCAAAGGACCCUUUUGUGGAAAAGGCCAGGAAUUUCUUAAAACUAGAUUUUUUUGAUCCGUUAUUCUUGUCAAUAAAUCUCUUUCCAUUUCUCAUCCCGAUAUAUGAGAUGCUGAACGUCUCCAUAUUUCCAAAGGAUUCUGUAGCAUUUUUCAAAAAAUUUGUCAGCAGAAUGAAAGAAAAUCGCCUAGAUUCUAACCAGAAGCACCGAGUGGAUUUUCUUCAGCUGAUGAUGAACACUCAAAAUAAUUCCAAAGACAAAGAGUCUCAUAAAGCUCUGACUGACAUGGAGAUCACAGCCCAGGCAAUUAUCUUUAUUUUUGCUGGCUAUGACACCACCAGCAGUACCCUUGCCUUUGCCCUGCAUGCACUGGCCGCUCACCCUGAUAUCCAGAAGAAACUGCAAGAAGAGAUCGAUAUGGCUCUGCCCAAUAAGGCACCUCCCAACUAUGAUACAGUGAUGGAGAUGGAGUACCUCGACAUGGUGCUGAAUGAAACCCUCAGAUUAUACCCAAUUGGUCUGAGACUUGAGAGAGUCUGUAAACAGGAUGUGGAAAUCAAUGGUGUGCUUGUUCCCAAAGGGUCUGUUGUGAAUGUACCAGUUUAUGCUCUUCACCAUGACCCACAGUACUGGCCAGAGCCUGCAGAAUUCCGCCCUGAAAGGUUCAGCAAGGAGAACAAGGGCAGGAUCAAUCCUUAUGUGUACCUGCCCUUUGGGAAUGGACCCAGGAACUGCAUUGGCAUGAGGUUGGCUCUCAUGAACAUGAAACUUGCUCUUACAAAAGUCCUGCAGAAUUUCUCCUUACAGCCUUGUAAGGAAACACAGAUCCCUCUGAAAUUAAGCCAAAAACCAAUGCUUCAACCGGAAAAACCCAUUGUUCUAAAGGUUGUGCCACGAGAUGCAAUCAUAAAUGGAGCGUGACUUCCAUCAAGAAGUUCUGUUGUAUUUCUCAAGAAGGUGAUUUCUAAGAACAUUGGAAUCUUUAAUUUACUUUAUGAAUAAAACCCAGGUGAUAAUGGGGUUUAAUUGAGUGGCCUUGAUGGAUCAUUACGAGCUUUAAUACAUAUAUUGAGCUUUUUCGGUGUCAAUAUAAAGUGUAAAAAAGUGUGACAGUCAGUGACAGAAUGAGAAAUUCAUCUUCUCUGGUCCUUCAUCUGUUCUUUUGAGCUUU
This is a messenger RNA of Chionomys nivalis (European snow vole), 1836 nucleotides long. Its product is annotated as cytochrome P450 3A11-like. The record is from RefSeq and is a predicted model, not a curated record. Bases 72 to 1586 code for a protein of 504 amino acids. NCBI's taxonomy places the organism in Eukaryota, Metazoa, Chordata, Mammalia, Rodentia, Cricetidae. Gene Ontology annotation, biological process: oxidative demethylation; steroid metabolic process. Gene Ontology annotation, molecular function: oxidoreductase activity, acting on paired donors, with incorporation or reduction of molecular oxygen, reduced flavin or flavoprotein as one donor, and incorporation of one atom of oxygen; testosterone 6-beta-hydroxylase activity; heme binding. The transcript is spliced from 13 exons.